AUGAGCAGCAAGCUGUGGGAAUAUUUCCUCCAGGAUGAUGUCGAGAGCUUCCAGCGGUUCCUGGCCAGCGCGACCUUCGCCAGCCAGCGAACUGGGGGUGCUGGUCCUCCGUCGGUAGCCACAACCUUCAAAGCCGGAAGCCCUGGAUCGGUGAUCACAUCGUCUCCCAACCCCCCAAGAAGCAAAAAGGUUCAUGAAUCCCCUGGGACAUCUGCACCGGACCGUUUAGGCUUGCAGCGCGGAAACACGACCCUCUCACGGACCGAGAUCAACGCUCGAGAUCACUACGGCAGAACGCUUCUGCAUCAUAUUGCCUCGUCAUCGAAGUCGACCGCUGCCCACUUCGCGGGGGCCCUGUUGGACAUACCAUUUGUGGACAUCUAUGCACAAGAUUGGGAGAGCGGAUGGACGGCUCUUCACCGAGCUCUCUACGCGGGAAAUGCCUCGAUUGCGCGAACAUUGAUGGCGCGCGACAUCCGCGACGCAACAGACUUCAGCAAACCAGGGAAUCAGUCUAGUGGUGGUCUGAUCAAGAUCAAGGAUCGAGAGGGGUAUAGUCCUUUUGAUGUCUAUGGAGCAACCAUCACAUCGCGUGACAUCAAGGUCAGCUCCACCGCGAAGCUCUCCAGCAACAUACUUGCCGAUGCCAUGAGUGACGUUGCUUCCAACCAUGUUCCAUCGGUCUACGGCGACGAAUCUGAAAACGAAGGCUUCGUGAUGCGGGGCGUCGUAAGAGCAAGCCCAGACUUGGCCGCGGACGAAGUCUUCACAUUUGGAAGCAACAAGAACCUGAGCCUCGGACUAGGUGACCAGGACGACCGACAGUUCCCGGAGCGCAUCUCUCUGAAACGGCCAGGCCAUCUUCUGCAACGUUUCUACCGCGAAUACCAGGAAUUCGUGGAGCGCUUUGGGCUCGAGGAGACCGUUCAGUAUGGCUCUUCCAAGGAUUUGCCUACGCUGAUCAAGAACAAGCCUAUGAAGUUCCAGAACAUUGUCAUGUCUAAACUCCAUACUGCCAUCAUCACCAAUGACCCAGAGUCCAAUCUAUUCAUCUGCGGAUUUGGCCCAGGUGGACGACUGGGCACGGGCGACGAGUCUACUCAAUUUGGCUUUGUGUGUAUCGAGACCGGUGGACUUGCUGAUAAGCGGGUCAUGUCAGUAGCUUUGGGCCAGGAUCACAGCUUGGCCAUCACCGAGUAUGGCGAGAUCUUCAGUUGGGGAAGCAACAAGUUUGGGCAACUAGGCUACGGCCUGCCCCGGACCAACAACAGAAAUGAUGUGCCAAUGCAGUUGACACCCCGCCAAAUCUUCAAUCCCUUCAAGAAGGAAACCAUUCUGGGCGCAGCGGCGUCUUCAAUUCAUUCGGUGGUCUACACCCACACCGGACUGUACACGUUUGGUAAAAAUGAAGGCCAACUCGGCCUGGUUGAUUCCGAUGCUCGGUCCCUCGAAGUUCAGACCACUCCUCGGCGUGUGGGAGCUUCUCUUUUCAACUGCCCCAUCCAGAUGGUGUCGGCCAUCGACCGUGCCACGGCAGUGCUCCUUCAGGACCAUGAGGUUUGGGUAUUUUCGCAAUACGGCUACUCCAAGCUAUCGUUUCCCCUGGAGGCCACUUCCAGAUUUAUCCGAGAUAGCUUCAUGGCUACAAGAUAUGACACUUCAGUCAACCGAAUUGUCAAGCUUGCAGGUGGUGGCAGCACCAUUUGUGCACUGUCCAGCUCCGGUGACGUAUUCACCGUCGAAGUCAACAAAUCGGAGAACCCUUCAACUUCGACGUCAACCACCAAUCCAGUCAAGAUCCGGAAUUCCCUCGCCACCCCUGUCCGGUCGUGGUCUGUCAAGAAGUCUCAUAUGGCCGCGCAGGAUGUCGACGUGGGACAAGACGGUUCUAUCAUCAUCUGUACCACAUCAGGGUCGGCCUGGAGGAAAGAGAAACGAACCAAGACCAAGGACAGUACUUUGAAGGACUACAAGUUCGCCCGAAUUCCUGGAUUGUCCAGGGCUGUGGCCGUGCGCAGUAACGCUUUUGGUGCCUAUGCCGUUGCUCAGCGCGAAUGUGACGUGACGAAAGAGCAGAUCCUUGUGGAUCCGAGCACGCUUUGGGACGAUAUUUUGCCUCUCUCACCAUUCACUACGCCUACACCAAAGGAUGUGCAGUCGAUAUCCCCGAAUGACCUUCUCGGUGGACCUGCUGAGCCACUGCCUGCUGCAGUCUCCAUGAAACAAGCCAUGCUCUUAUCAUCGGACAUUGAGAGUCAAUUCCUUUCGGCACCAUCCAAGGGAACUGUUUGGGUUACUAGCUCCCUCUCCGAUGCCCGAAUCCCUAUUCAUGAGUUCCUCUUGAAUGGGCGCAGUCUUGUUCUCAGAAAAGCGCUCCAGGAGUUUCGGCAGUCGUACUACGCCUCCGUGCCGGAUGUCUUUGACAUUGAAUAUGGAAAAGACGGCCAAACCCAGAUCCGAUUCCACGCUCUUGAUUUCCUGACAAUCUUGAACCUUGUGUUUUUCCUUUACACUGACAGGACCGUUGACUUUUGGCAUAAGACGAGAGAGUCGCCUCAGAAUGCGUCUCGCUACCGCCAGGUUCGCACAGAGGUUAUGCGGGUUGCUACCUAUCUGGGCCUAUCAACACUAGAACGAGCCGCCAGGCUCAUGGUCGACCCAGAAAGCAGUCUCAAGAUCGAUAUGGCGAAUGCCAUAGGGGAUCCUUCAUUCUUCGACAGUGGAGAUGUGGUUGUGCAGCUGAACGGCGGAAGUGUCCUAGUACAUAGCCAGGUAGUGUGCCAGAGAUGUCCGUUUUUCGAUGCCAUCUUUCAUGGCCGCUCGGGUGGAAGGUGGUUAGAGCUGCGCCAAGCAGACCCAGAUGAUCGUGUGCAUGUCGACCUCAAACAUAUCGACCAGCCGAUAUUCGACUUUGUCUUGCGUUUCCUAUACGCUGAUAUGGAAGAGCGCCUGUUUGACGAAGUUCGAACUAAGAAUCUUGAUGACUUUGUCGACUUAAUAUUGGAUGUGAUGUUUGUGGCCAAUGAGUUGAUGAUCGACCGGCUGUCCCAGGUUUGUCAAAAGAUGUUGGGUCGGUUUGUCACUACACGAAAUGUGUGUUAUUUUCUGAGCUGUGUCGCUCCUUGCUGUGUUACGGAGUUCAAAGAUGCCGCGCUGGAAUACAUCUGUCUCAAUCUCGAGGACAUGCUUGCGAACAGGUAUCUGGAAGGCUUGGAAGACGAUCUCCUCAGUGAGCUGGAUAUGAUCUGCCAUGAGAACCAACUAUCAUGCUUCCCAAUUUCUCGUGGGCGAAACUCUGAAGAGUACAUCUUUGAAAGGUAUCCAGAGAUUGUCGGAUCGAUUGAGGCAGAUAAACAACGACGCAUUGACGCGAUGACCCUGCAAUCUCGCCUAAGUCGAGUCGAGUCUUACGAUGUGCGACCACGGUUGGUCUCAAACGAAAAGACCAACCUGGCAUCUUCCGCACGCAAAGCGAAGGCUAGCGCGCCUAGAGACGGGUUAGGCUUCAUAAGCAGUCCAAUGCUGAAGCCGAAACAGUCUACCGGGGACUUGAUGUUCCAGAUGGAUGACGAAGCCGCUCUAUCACCCGGCGAUACGAGCAAGGGAAAGGCCAUGCGCGGGCCAAGACCGGGAGAGAGUAUGCUUGAGCCCCGGUCCUAUCCCGAUUCUCCGGCGCUGGCAGGAAGCGUUCCCGAGGCUGAAUCCCUUGGGGAUCGGAGCCUGUUGGACGAGCAAAUGUCUCCCACGCAAGACACGCUGCUCAUGCAGUCUCCAUCUCGGGUAAUUGCUAUGCACGAGAAGCAACCUCUGGCCUCACCGUCCGAUUUCUCUCCGGCACCAUGGACAUCGUCAGCCAUCUCAAGCUCCAAGAAAGAUCUUAAAAAUAUCAUGAGCGAGACAUCAUCUCGUGUGUCGAACCUUACUCUGGAGAUGGCAAACCGGCGAGAGAGCAGCGGGAAAUUUACAUCGAAGAUGUCUCAAAAGGAGCGCAAGAAAAUGCAGCAGCAACAGCUUCAGGAGAAAGCAGCCGCACAGCAACAGGCGAAAGAAGCGUCUCAGAACCCAUGGCAACUGCCCCCAGCUGCUGCGCCGGCUGGUCCAGGCUCGCUCGACCCUCUUCCGGGCCAACAUACACCCAGUUCGUUGGACCCCGAGCCUCCAAAAACACCACAGCGGCCAGCCAUGACACUCCGGCAGACCGUGGCUGGGACGCCUCCACCCCGCUCCAAGUCCGAGUCCAUUCCCGUCCAGACACCGACCCGGAAGGUUUCAGGAACCCUUUCACCUUCCUCCUUAUCCAAACAGUCUGUCCCACCGGGCCCAUCGACCCCAUCGCACAGCAGUCCUGCCGCGCCAUCGCCGCAACCUGCCAUCCAGUCCAUCCGCCACAUUCCUCGCCCAGGUCCACACCCAACAGCGUCUGGGUCUCGCUCCCCAUCCUACAGUGGUCUCUCCCUCGCAGCCAUCUUGAUGCAACAGCAAAGCGAGAAAGACGAGAUCCGCGAGGCUGCCACUGCAAAACACAAUCUGCAGGACAUUCAAGCCGAGCAAGAGUUCCAGCAGUGGUGGGACCAGGAGAGCAAGCGCGUCCAGGGACUUGUUGAUGACCCUGAUGCGGAUCGAGAGCGGUCAGGGAGGGGUGGUGCUGGUCGUGGCGGCCGUGGCGGAGGUGGUCAGCGCAAGCGACGAGGUAAUCGCAAUCUUGGUUCUAUUUCUGCGCCUGAUGUGCCAGGAGAUCAAGGCAACCAUACUACCCCCAAGAAAGAGACGAAGGCUCCUGCGCCAGCGCCGCAACAGAGGGGUCCUAGUGGGAACCACACCGGCAGUGUCGGCGGGAACAGCAGUCCCAGCCGUGGCGGUCGAAACCAGCGUGGCAAAGCAAAGGGCCGAAGUUAG
Molecule: messenger RNA, 4896 nt
Organism: Penicillium riverlandense
Lineage: Eukaryota; Fungi; Ascomycota; Eurotiomycetes; Eurotiales; Aspergillaceae
Product: BTB domain and ankyrin repeat protein
Exons: 3
Coding region: 1-4896 (1631 amino acids)
Molecular function (GO): protein binding
Source: RefSeq, a predicted model, not a curated record